CCUGUUUCCCGGUGUUCUCUCUUUCAUCGUUCCAUCUCCUUCCAUAGCCUCGCCUUCGAAUUACAGAGAGCUCUCAGCAGCUAGCCACUCGGCAAUGGCGGUCUCCUUUCUCUCUUCCGUGCCUUCUUUUCUUCCUCUUCUUCCUCCUCGAACCGCCAUUUCCCCCGCUACUGCACAUCCCUUUCACACUGCUAGAGUUCGUUGUGGUCAGAUCAAAACGGAUGCUAUUGCUAGCAACGAUGAUCGGUUUAGUAGAAGAGAUGUUCUUCAAGGUUUCGGUGGUACGAUUGCCUUGGGAUUACUUGUGAGCUCUGACCAUAUGGUGGAACCGGCUUUUGCUGCUGAUUUAAUACAGCGCAGACAGCGAUCUGAAUUUUUAUCAAAUAUCAAGGGGACCCUUUUUACUGCUAUUAAGAACAAUCCAGACAUCGUUCCCUCCCUUUUAACAUUAGCUCUGAAUGAUGCUGUAACUUACGACAAGGCUACGAAAACUGGAGGGCCAAAUGGAUCCAUUCGCUUCAGUUCAGAGAUCUCUAGACCUGAAAAUGAGAAGUUAUCUGCUGCUCUGAGUUUUUUAGAGGAAGCAAAGAAGGAAAUAGAUUCGUACUCUAAGGGUGGGCCCAUUUCCUACGCAGAUCUUAUCCAACUUGCAGCACAAAGUGCCGUUAAAUCCACUUUUCUAGCUUCUGCCAUCAGAAAAUGUGGUGGGAAUGAAGAAAAGGGACAAUUGUUAUAUUCUGCGUAUGGUUCCAACGGACAGUGGGGCUUGUUUGAGAGGGAAUUUGGAAGAUCAGAUUCUGAAGCGCCUGAUCCUGAGGGAAGGGUUCCCAUCUGGGGGAAAGCUAGCGUUCAGGAAAUGAAAGAAAAGUUCUCUAAUAUUGGAUUUGGUCCCCGACAGCUAGCUGUUCUGUCAGCAUUUCUGGGUCCUGAUCAAACAGCAAUUGAGGAAUUGCUAGCCUCAGAUCCUGAUGUUCUUCCAUGGGUCCAAAAGUAUCAACGUAGCCGUGAAACAGUAUCCCAGACUGAUUAUGAGGUUGAUCUAAUCACCACUCUGACAAAAAUAAGUAGGUUGGGACAACAGAUAAAUUACGAAGGUUAUACCUAUCCAGUUCAGAAAGUUGAUUUGAGCAAACUCAAGCUAUAGCGAGUUUCAAGAGGACAAUUAAACUUGAAGACGGCUACUCUCCCUUUUGUAAUUGGCCAUAGUUUAUACCUUUUGAAACAUUUAAUUUGUUGUAAUCUUCUAAAAUACUUCAUUCUCGUAAGAGAUUUUGGACUUUUCCAAAGAA
Molecule: messenger RNA, 1289 nt
Organism: Cucurbita maxima (winter squash)
Lineage: Eukaryota; Viridiplantae; Streptophyta; Magnoliopsida; Cucurbitales; Cucurbitaceae
Product: thylakoid lumenal 29 kDa protein, chloroplastic-like
Exons: 11
Coding region: 95-1144 (349 amino acids)
Biological process (GO): response to reactive oxygen species; cellular response to oxidative stress; hydrogen peroxide catabolic process
Cellular component (GO): chloroplast thylakoid membrane
Molecular function (GO): heme binding; peroxidase activity
Source: RefSeq, a predicted model, not a curated record